Molecule: messenger RNA, 1833 nt
Organism: Panicum virgatum (switchgrass)
Lineage: Eukaryota; Viridiplantae; Streptophyta; Magnoliopsida; Poales; Poaceae
Product: serine/threonine-protein kinase RIPK-like
Exons: 4
Coding region: 229-1560 (443 amino acids)
Biological process (GO): protein phosphorylation
Molecular function (GO): ATP binding; protein kinase activity
Source: RefSeq, a predicted model, not a curated record
CGGCCGCCGCGCUCGCAAAGCCGCUGCCUUUAUAUAUACCCGCGCGCCGUCCCUCCCUCCGUGCCAGCGACUCCCUCUCUCUCUCCCACAAACCAAGGCCACGGUUCCUGACCACCACCACCACGGCACCACCACCACCACCAGCAGCCAGUGCCCGGAUCCGGCGAGGGUGCGCCGGAGCAGCUAGCGACGAGGUGAACUGAUCGAUCGACCGGCAGCAGCAGCAGCAUGGGGCUGAGGAAGCGCCUGCUGCUGUGCUUCGGGCGCGGCGGCGAGGAGGAGCGGCGGCAGGAGGAGAAGCGGGAGGAGGCGGGGGGCAAGCGCCCCGGCGGCGGCGGCGGGGGGAAGCCGAAGCUGCGGCGGCUGAGCACGGCGAACCUGCGGUCGCUGUCGCUGCAGGACCUGUCGCGGAAGCUGGAGACCACCAGGCUGCACGCCUUCACGCUGGACGAGCUCAAGGCCGCCACCAAGAACUUCUCCGCCGCCAACUUCCUCGGCGAGGGCGGCUUCGGCCCCGUCUACAAGGGCUUCGUCGACGCCCGCCUCCGCCCGGGCCUCCUCGAGCCCCAGCACGUCGCCGUCAAGUACCUCGACCUCGAGAGCGACGGCGUCCAGGGGCACCGCGAGUGGCUGGCGGAGGUUGUGUACCUCGGGAUGCUGAGCCACCCGCAUCUGGUCAAGCUGGUGGGGUUCUGCAACCAGGACGACCACCGGAUGCUGGUCUACGAGUACAUGCCCAGGGGCAGCCUCGAGAACCACCUCUUCAAGAAUCUCCUCGCGUCGCUGCCAUGGUCGACGCGCCUCAAGAUCGCCGUCGGCGCCGCCAAGGGGCUGGCGUUCCUGCACGAGGCGGAGACUCCGGUGAUCUACCGCGACUUCAAGGCCUCCAAUAUUCUGCUCGAUUCGGACUACACCGCGAAGCUGUCUGAUUUCGGGCUGGCCAAGGAGGGCCCCAAAGGGGACGCGACGCACGUGACGACGCGCGUGAUGGGCACCCACGGGUACGCGGCGCCGGAGUACAUCCUGACGGGCCACCUGACGGCCAAGAGCGACGUGUACAGCUUCGGCGUGGUGCUGCUGGAGCUGCUCACGGGGCGGCGCUCCGUGGACAAGCGCCGCCGCGGGCGCGAGCAGAACCUCGUCGACUGGGCGCGCCCCUACCUUCGGCGCGCCGACAAGCUGCACCGGGUCAUGGACCCGGGCCUGGAGAUGCAGUACUCGGCGCGCGCCGCCGAGAAGGCGGCCCGGGUGGCGCACCAGUGCCUGCAGAGCGUGCCCAAGGCGCGGCCCUCCAUGCGCGACGUCGUGGCCGCGCUGGAGCCGCUGCUCGCGCUCGAGGACGACGUGCCCACGGGGCCCUUCGUGUACACGGUCGGCGGCGCCGCGCCGGCCGCCGCCGCGGCGGGCGGCGACGAGGAGCAGGAGGAGGAGGAGGCGGCGGAGGCCGGCGGCCGGCAGGGCAAGAGGCACGUCAUGUCCGCCGUGCACGCGGAGAGCCCGCUGCGCUACGCGAGCGCGGUGAAGAGACCGGAGAGCCCGCCGACCCUGAGCAGAGCGUGAGAGCAUGGCGAGAACCGGCGAAGGGAUCGCAAUCUACAAGUGUACAUAGCUGACAACGACGUGUCCAUGGAUUCUUUUGUUUUUGGGUUUCUUGGUGAUGUUAUUAAUUCUUGCUCCCAGGAAUUUAGAGGGGAGAGAUCUUCUUUCGUUUCCCAUUGUGUUAUUAUUAGUAUACCGCCGAGAAUAUGAAUACCUCGAAUUGAUGUAUUUGUAUACUGGAUUUUUGAGGCAACAGUAUUGCAAAAGAGUAUCAAUCAACAUCAUUACUCUGAA